UCUCUCUCUCUCUCUCUCUCUGUCACAUAGGGUGCUGCAAUUGUUUGUUUUGUUGUAUAUGUGUACGGCGUCGUUUGGUGGAAUGCAGAGGUACUACUGGUUACUAGUGUGGUGAAAGCUGAGAAAGAAGACAGAAAUGGCGGGGAAUGAGGGUGUGUAUGAGUUUGCAAAGAACUUGGCUCACGAGCAUGCGCAGGUGAUACCAGUCUCGGUCUUUGUGGCGGUUCUCUGUCUUUGUUUCGUCGUCGGCCAUUUGCUUGAAGAAAAUCGAUGGGUCAACGAAUCCAUUACUGCCAUUUGCAUCGGAUGCAUAGCUGGAACAAUAAUCUUGCUUGUGAGCAAGGGCAAAAGUUCCCACAUUCUGAGAUUUAAUGAAGAGUUGUUCUUUAUAUAUCUCCUGCCACCUAUAAUAUUCAAUGCUGGAUUUCAGGUCAAGAAGAAACAGUUUUUUCGGAACUUCUUAACCAUCUUAAUGUUUGGGGUGAUUGGUGUUUUCAUUUCAACCUCCAUCAUAGCAGUUGGCUCCUGGUUGCUGUUUCCUAAGUUGGGCUUUGUUGGCCUGAAUGCACGAGACUAUCUCGCUGUAGGAACAAUUUUUUCAUCAACUGAUACAGUGUGUACACUGCAGGUUCUUCAUCAAGAUGAAACUCCUUUACUAUACAGCCUAGUCUUUGGGGAAGGAGUGGUGAAUGAUGCAACAUCAGUUGUCCUGUUCAAUGCAAUUCAAAAGAUUGAUGUUACUAGGCUUAGUGGCGCAAAUGGACUUCGUGUCGUUGGAGAUUUUCUAUACCUAUUCUUCACAAGCACUGCCCUUGGAAUUGCAUUUGGACUUUUGGCAGCAUAUGCCCUUAAAACCUUAUGCUUUGGAAGGCAUUCGAGCAUCCGUGAGAUUUCCUUAAUGGUUCUACUGGCUUAUCUGUCUUACAUGGUGGCUGAGCUGUUAGACCUGAGUGGAAUUCUCACCGUUUUCUUUUGCGGGAUUCUCAUGUCGCAUUAUGCAUGGCAUAAUGUCAGUGAAAGUUCAAGAAUCACAACCAGGCAUGUAUUUGCAAUGAUGUCAUUCAUAGCAGAAACAUUCAUAUUUCUUUAUGUGGGAAUGGAUGCUCUUGACAUUGAGAAGUGGAAGAUAACUACAUUAAGCCUUGGGGAUUCACUGGGCAUCUAUAGUACAAUACUCGUAUUAAUAUUGCUCGGACGUGCUGCAUUUGUAUUCCCUCUCUCAGCAAUCUCCAAUUACUUGAAUAGACGAGCUACGGGAUCAUCUUCACUUUCAUUCAAACACCAGGUAAUCAUAUGGUGGGCUGGGCUAAUCAGAGGAGCUGUCUCUAUUGCUUUGGCUUUUAAACAGUUUACAUAUUCUGGUGUCACAUGGGAUCCAGUCAAUGCUACGAUGAUUACUAACACCAUAAUUGUUGUCCUAUUCAGUACACUGGUGUUUGGCUUUCUGACAAAGCCGCUUAUAAAUUAUCUGCUUCCUCACGCUGCAACUAGCACCCUUAACCGUAAAGAGUCAAAGGACAUAUCAGAGGACAUGAACCUGCCUUUGCUCUCCUUCGAUGAAUCUGCUGAGACCAAUAUCAGUCGUGCAAAGGAUAAUUUGUCCAUGUUGAUGGAGAGACCUGUAUACACCAUACAUUCUUACUGGAGGAGGUUUGAUGAUGCCUACAUGAGACCAAUAUUUGGAGGGCCACUUGCCAAUCAGUCUGCUGCUUGAGUGAAUGACUUCACAGCUUCAGUCCAUCAUAGCAAUGCAUCCAAAGCACCCUAACGAAACGCAAAUCCCAGUGCUAGUCGAAGCAGGUAGAUGAACGUUUUGUGCAUGAAGAUGCUUAAUUUUCUAGGACACCGUAAGUGUUAACUUUUCCCUGUUCGACAUUAUCCAGCUGCUAGCGUUACUUUUGCCUAUGGGGUACAAUAUGACUCAUUGAGGCUGCAGAUUAACUGCUUGGAAAAGUAAAAUUGUGUGCAUAUUAUGCUAAGAAAUGUGAUGCCAACUGCUUACUAUCCCGAUUAGUGGUUGAACCAAAACUAAUCUGGGUUCGAAUUCAUUAGAAAGACCAACUAAAUGCUACUUGCUACCAGAUGGAUGUUAUUUAUAGAAAUUGCAGCUUCGACUGAAGCAGAACUAAAAGCAACUUCGAGUACAGAAAAAGUAUUGGACUUGAACUGCAAAGCAAGCAGCAAUGACCUUUUCGCAUUGCCUAAUAUUAUUGUUGGGGUUCCAACAAACAGAAAGUACUGGUACAAACAAAUGCAUUUAGCAAUUACAGAGACGGAUUUAACAACACAGGUAACAAAUAGAUGUUUUCAAAAUAUACAUGGAAAACAUUAUAAAUAUUUCAAAUCUAGGAAGCACUAGGAAAUGGUAAAAUCACUUGGUUGUUGAAAC
This is a messenger RNA of Prunus avium (sweet cherry), 2389 nucleotides long. RefSeq names its product Na+/H+ (sodium hydrogen) exchanger 3 (gene NHX3). Lineage: Eukaryota; Viridiplantae; Streptophyta; Magnoliopsida; Rosales; Rosaceae. Gene Ontology annotation, molecular function: potassium:proton antiporter activity; sodium:proton antiporter activity. The record is from RefSeq and is a predicted model, not a curated record. Gene Ontology annotation, cellular component: plasma membrane. Gene Ontology annotation, biological process: regulation of intracellular pH; proton transmembrane transport; sodium ion import across plasma membrane.